Molecule: messenger RNA, 2476 nt
Organism: Periconia digitata
Lineage: Eukaryota; Fungi; Ascomycota; Dothideomycetes; Pleosporales; Periconiaceae
Source: the annotation of a GenBank genome assembly
CUAUGACUCCGCCCUUCGGCGGCCAGGUCGGUCUGGAGCCACUCGUCGGAGACGCAAACUUCUCCCCGACAGCGCAGGCAAAGCGCCCUGUGAUUGGUCCGAUGACAUCAACAGCCCGAUGUUCGGCCGCCCGAGCUCCCAUGGAAAAUGGCGCCCCAGAUUUCCUAGAACCACACCGAACUCAUUCGCACGCUUUAAAUAUCACCCUUCCCCCACGUAUCCCAAUUCCUGUUCUUCAGAAUCCAAAUACCUCAUCCUUCCAUUUCCUCCCCUCCCUUUCUCCCUUACGCACUUUCACAUCUUAGCACAAUGGCUUCUCGUCCUGCUGCCCGCGCCCUUCGCCAGGCUUCCCGCCAAUUGGCCGUGAACCCUGCGCAGAAGCGUGGCUUCGUUUCUGCCAUCAACCGCUCCUCUGCUCGCGCUGCUGUAGCUGCUGCCCCCAAGGCUGCUGUCGCCGCUCCGUUCCAGCAGCAGACCCGUGGUGUCAAGACGAUCGACUUUGCUGGCACCAAGGAGGUUGUUUAUGAACGUGAAGAUUACCCCAAGGAGAAGCUUCACGAGUUCUUCAAGAACGACACCCUUGCCCUCAUCGGUUACGGUUCCCAGGGCCACGGCCAAGGCCUCAACCUUCGCGACAACGGCCUCAACGUCAUCGUUGGUGUGCGGAAGAACGGUGCCUCUUGGAAGGAGGCCGAGCAGGAUGGCUGGGUGCCUGGCAAGAACCUGUUCGACAUUGACGAGGCCAUCAACAAGUCCACCUACGUCAUGAACUUGCUUUCCGAUGCUGCCCAGUCUGAGACCUGGCCCACCAUCAAGCCUCUUCUCACUAAGGGCAAGACCCUCUACUUCUCUCACGGUUUCUCCCCCGUCUUCAAGGACCUCACCAAGGUCGAUGUGCCCAAGGACAUUGACGUCAUUCUCGUCGCUCCCAAGGGUUCGGGCCGUACCGUGCGCAGUCUUUUCCGUGAGGGUCGCGGCAUCAACUCCUCUGUCGCCGUCUUCCAAGACAUCAGUGGCCAGGCCAAAGAGAAGGCCAUCCACCUUGGUGUCGCCGUCGGCUCCGGCUACCUCUACGAGACCACCUUUGAGAAGGAGGUCUACUCUGAUCUCUACGGCGAGCGCGGUUGCUUGAUGGGUGGCAUCCACGGCAUGUUCCUUGCUCAAUACGAAGUCCUCCGUGAGCGUGGCCACACUCCCUCAGAGGCUUUCAACGAGACCGUCGAGGAAGCUACCCAGUCUCUAUACCCUUUGAUUGGUGCCCACGGCAUGGACUACAUGUACGCCGCGUGCUCCACCACCGCUCGUCGUGGUGCCAUUGACUGGAGCAAGCGUUUCAAGGAGACGCUCAAGCCCGUCUUCAACGACCUCUACGACUCUGUCCGUGACGGAAGCGAGACCAAGCGCUCCCUCGAGUACAACUCUCAGCCUGACUACCGCGAGAAGUACAAGCAGGAGUUGGCUGAGAUUGAUGAUCUCGAGAUCUGGCGCGCCGGAAAGGCUGUUCGCAGCCUCCGCCCUGAGAACCAGAAGUAAACUCGUUCAUCGAUCGGCGUGAGUGGGCUACGAAAAAUGGGAUGUUAUUUGUAUUUGUCUGUUUGUCUGCAUGUUUUUCUUACGAAUCGUCUGGGCAAGGUGGGGCUCUCGGCGUUGGAGUUUAAAUAGUUCGCAUAUUGCAUGUACAGAGUUCCUCUUGUUCUGAAGUGGCACGUGUCUUGUGCUACCAUUACUUCAAAUGUUUUUUUUUUUCUUUUGGAUGGAAGUUACGGUAGGAAAAAAAAGUCCGCCUUACUAUUACACAUGGGAAAGGAGAAAAAUAAUUCAACCUUUGCUUCCACAAAUUCACAUUGCCCUUUCCGAAACCAUGUGACUUAUCUUUUCGCUGUUUGUAUUCAAACAAAUGCUCCCAAGUACUCUCAAAAUCGAUUCACGCCUUUGACUGGUACGUCCGAGACCAUUCCAUCCAGGCCUCGUUGUUUCUCUCAUCUUGUCAAACACCAGCAUGGCAACCCAUCCCAUUCUCAUGUCUGUCUUUUGUUUAUUUGGUCGAUUCACACAAUUCACUCAGAACAGCCUAGGUGUGCACCUAUCAUCUCAUAUAUCACUCACCUAAGCACCUACUCGAAUACAUGGGGGUAUGUGUGUAACUUUAAUUCCUGCCCAAUUGUCAGCAAGCAUUCAGCAUGAUCUCCCUAUAUCAGGUGAACCCAUGAUUCGAAAACAAAGUGAUUAAUUGAGGCAAGGGAAACCACGUUGUGUGGAUGGGGAAAAAGUCUGAGUAGUGAAUUUGUGUAUUGUUUUCUGUCGCUCUCUUUCUCUCUCUCUCUCGAUAUCUCUGCAUCGCUCAUGGAUCGUUUUGGCUCGGAAUUCUGUUCUCAAUUCCCCCUGCCCUCUUCCCCUCUCUCCCUUUCUCGUUUUUUGCUUCUUUCCUGGGUUCGACGGCUCACUCAUCGCCGUGUCGUUUUGUUCGUACAUGCUU